Molecule: messenger RNA, 624 nt
Organism: Naumovozyma dairenensis CBS 421
Lineage: Eukaryota; Fungi; Ascomycota; Saccharomycetes; Saccharomycetales; Saccharomycetaceae
Gene: DLS1
Product: Dls1p
Exons: 1
Coding region: 1-624 (207 amino acids)
Molecular function (GO): protein heterodimerization activity
Source: RefSeq, a predicted model, not a curated record
AUGAGUGUGGAAACAAUAAAUAUUGAUAAUAUGGGAAGUGAUUCUGAUUUGGAUUCUGAUUUAGAACUAAUUGGACCAUCCUCAUCAUCCACAUAUAUGCAACCUAAAGUUAGAGUGAAAAACGAAGAAAACUUGGGAAGGAAUGAAGUUGAAUCUGAGAUUAGGAAUGAUAAUGAUUAUGAUGAAGCUAAUGAUCAAGAUUUUGAACAAUUACAACCACGUUUAUCUGUAGAUAUAGUAGAAAGGAUUGCAAAGAAUGAUCCAGAAUAUAUGGAUACAGAUGACUCAGCAUAUAUAGCGACAGCAUUUGCUACUGAACUAUUUAUAAAGACUUUGACUAUGGAAUCAAUGAUAAAUGCAAACUUCCAUCGUAUGCCAGUGACGAGGCAGGAAAUUGAGCAACAACCAGAGACGGAAAGUGAUGGAGAUGAAGCACUUGAAGAAAAUCAAAUUGUUAGAUUAACUUAUAAUGAUUUUGCCACUACUGUGAAAUCCAAGGAAUCCUUCCAUUUUCUUGGUGAUUUGAUACCAAUGACUAAAAAUUUGAAAGAUUUGGUACAAGAAAAUAAAGUAAGAUAUACGACGGCAUUGCCUCAAUCACAAAUACUGGGUAGUCAGGGGUAG